Molecule: messenger RNA, 354 nt
Organism: Angiostrongylus costaricensis
Lineage: Eukaryota; Metazoa; Nematoda; Chromadorea; Rhabditida; Metastrongylidae
Source: the annotation of a GenBank genome assembly
AUGUUGUCACGUUCUCAUUACAGCUGUGCCACAUGGGCGUUGAAUGGCUUCUGUACAAGCAACUUCUAUAGCGUAACCCUAAGACGUCAGUACUGUGCCAAGACGUGCAAUCUUUCCAUAAGGAUGAGAGAAAAACUGUUACUCUAUAGCAGGACUGACGAACUUGCUAGGAAAUCGAUAAUACGAUUGAGAAAUUCUUCGUAUUGUUGUCGAGCAAACGCGAGGUGUUAUAAUUCUUUAUUCACGAAUAAGCUGACGUUUCGGCGGAUUUCGCCUUCCUCAGAGCCUGGAAAGGUCAAGUUGAAAGCAAUCUACUCGGCCAGACGCCUCCAUAACCAAACAAAGAAACUCUAA